AUGCAUCUAUACAACUUGACCAUUCAGCCGCCCACAGCGAUAACGCAAGCAAUUGUAGGCAAUUUCUCUGGUGUUCGCCAGCAGGAAAUCGUAGUAUCUCAUGGGACCCGUUUAGAACUCUUGCAAUCGAAUGCAGAGACAGGCAAACUCACCAUCGUGAAUGCAACGGACGCGUUUGGUUUCAUCCGUUCUCUCGCUGCAUUUCGUUUGACUGGAGGGACAAAGGAUUAUAUGAUAGUGGGAUCUGACUCCGGUCGCAUCGUCAUUCUGGAAUAUGACUUCAAAACAGGCAGCUUCGUGAAGGUGCACCAAGAGACGUACGGAAAAUCUGGUGUUCGUCGUGUCGUUCCUGGACAGUAUCUCGUCAUCGACCCGAAAGGACGCAGCGUCAUGAUUGCGGCGAUAGAGAAGUCGAAAUUGGUCUAUGUUCUCAAUCGUGACUCAGAGAUGAAAUUGACGAUAUCAUCGCCCCUGGAGGCACAUAAGAAUGCCGCAAUUGUUCACCAUGUCGUCAGCCUGGACGUUGGCUUCGAAAACCCGGUAUUUGCUGCCUUGGAGGUUGAUUAUUCGGAGGUGGACCAGGACAGCACGGGAGAGGCUUUUAAUAAUGCUACUAAAAUUUUGACUUACUACGAGCUCGACCUUGGCCUGAACCAUAUUGUCAGAAAGUGGAGUGAACCCACAGACUUUCGCGCCAAUUUACUCGUGCAAGUUCCUGGCUCUCUUUCCAUUUCUUCGAGCACCCUCGAUGGCCCGUCUGGCGUUCUUGUUUGUUGCGAGGAUCACAUUAUCUAUCGGCAUAUGAACGUGGCCUCACAUCGGGUUCCGAUCCCUCGUCGUCAGCACCCUUUGGAGGACACAACAAAUGGUUUGAUCAUGACAGCGGCUGUCAUGCACAAGAUGAAGCACUCUUUCUUUUUCCUUCUUCAGAGCGAGGUCGGUGAUCUGUAUAAAGUGACAAUCGAGCACGAGGAGCAAGAUGUCAAAUCAUUGACCAUCAAGUAUUUCGAUACCAUACCUGUCGCCUCGAGUUUGUGCAUUCUGAAGUCUGGUCAUCUAUUUGUCGCAAGCGAAUUCGGAAAUCAUGUUCUCUAUCAAUUCACGAACCUCGGAGAAGACGACGAGCCUGUGAUCACCUCCACCUCUUACCCGCAAUUCGGGAUGGCCGAUCCUACAUCAAAGUUACCCCAAGCUUUCUUCCGCCCUCGUCCUCUCUCGAACCUCAUCUCCGUGGAUCAGAUUCCAUCGCUUGACCCAAUCCUCGACGCAAAGGUCUUGAAGAUGAUUCCAAACUCAGAAUCACCUCAGAUCUUCGCUGCCUGCGGACGAGGGCCGCGAAGCACCUUUCGGACGCUUCAGCCCGGCCUUGAAGUCGAAGAGUCUGUCACGUAUGAUCUUGGAAGCCAACCAAAUGCGAUAUGGGCAAUCAAGUCUAAGGAAGAUGAUCCCUACGACUCCUACAUCAUUCUUUCAUUUCUGAGCCUUAACAAGACUCUCGUCCUUUCUGUCAAUGACGAUACGAUUGAACAAAUUCAGGACAUAGGGUUCCUGGACACUGUCCCUACUCUUGGCGUCCAGCAGCUCGGUGCAAGCUGUCUCCUUCAAGUCUAUCCAUUUGGUAUUCGCCAAAUCUCAGCGGAUAAAUGCAUCAGCGAAUGGAAAGCACCAGAAGGUAAUCCAAUCGUCGGUGCUGCGAUGAACAAACGUCAGGUGGUCCUGGCGCUGAGUUCUGCAGAGAUCGUAUACUUUGAGAUGGAUUUGGAUGGGCAGUUGAACGAGUAUCAGGAGAAGCAGGCUAUGGGAAGUCGUGUGUUGGCGUUAGGGAUAGGCGAAGUUCCACACGGUCGACAAAGGUCGCCUUAUCUUGCUGUCGGCUGUGAAGAUCAAACAGUACGAAUUAUCUCCCUAGAUCCAGAACACACUUUGGAGACCGUCAGCCUGCAAGCUUUGACGGCUCCGCCUUCUUCCAUUUGUAUCGUUGACAUGGUCAAUCCAAGCGCCGACAAUGCCUCUCUGACUACGUUCGUCAACAUCGGACUUCAGAAUGGCGUUCUUCUCCGAACCGUUUUGGAUCCUGUCAAUGGCCAAUUGGUCGAUACUCGUUCGAGGUUCUUAGGAACACGUCCGGUCAAACUUGUUCGAUUGCAGAUCAAUAGCAAGCCAGCGAUGCUCGCUUUAUCGUCGCGUUCGUGGCUCAGCUACACGUAUCAGAACGCCAGCCACUUCGCGCCUCUCAUUUACGAUGGCCUUGAUUGCGCGUCUGGAUUAUCGACUGCGAACGCCCUUCAAGGGCUCCUUGGAAUUUCUGGGAGCAAUAUUAGGAUUUUUCAAGUGACGAAGUUGGGCCAGAAGUUAAAGCAAGAGUCUAUCCAACUCUCAUACACACCACGCAAGUUCAUCAGCCACCCGAACAACCGCUAUUUCUACGUGAUCGAGAGCGACCAUAGAGUCAUGGGUGAUGAAGCUGCGAAGAAGAAAAUUGAAGAGCUCCACCAGAAUGACGAGGAAAUCGACCAAGCAGCCCUCCAGCUCCCAUCCGCUGUUUUCGGCCGUCCUCGGGCGCCAGCAGGCACCUGGGGCUCUUGUAUCCGGAUCAUCGACCCGCUCAAAUCGAAGACGGUUAAUGUCAUCAACCUCGAAGGCAACGAAGCCACCUUUUCACUUGCCCUUGUGCCCUUCUCUGCACAAGAUGGGAGGCUCCAUCUCAUCGUCGGGACAGCAGUCAACACGUUGGUCUCACCUCGCUCGUGCUCGACUGGCUAUUUGCGGACGUAUAUGCUUACGGACGAUGGCGCUGGGCUUGAGUUGGUACAUAAGACGGAAGUAGAUGACGUCCCUCUGGCCCUCGUCGCUUUUCAGGGACGGCUCCUUGCUGGUGUUGGGAAGGCUCUGAGGAUCUACGACAUCGGGCAGAAGAAGUUAUUGCGAAAGGCGGAAAACAAAGCUUCUCCAACUACCAUCGUCUCACUUGCUACUCAAGGUUCGCGGAUUGUUGUCGGAGACAUGCAGGAGUCGAUCCUGUUCACGACCUACAAGGAACCAGAAAACAGACUACUUAUCUUCGCGGAUGAUUCGCAACCACGCUGGAUCACCGGCAUGACCAUGGUCGAUUACAACACGGUUUUCGCCAGCGAUCGCUUCGGCAACAUCUUUGUAAAUCGACUCGACUCCAAUAUCUCAGACCUAAUCGACACUGAUCCUGCCGGUGCAGGUAUUCUGCAUGAGAAGUCCACGCUCAACGGAGCACCGUAUAAAACCAAGAUGCUCGCACACUUCCAUGUCGGUGACCUUAUAACCUCUAUCCACAAAACCUCGCUCGUCGCAGGAGGACGCGAAGUCCUGGUGUACACUGGUCUGCAUGGAACAAUCGGCAUCCUCGUACCGUUCGUCUCUAAGGACGACAUCGAACUCUUGUCGUCCCUCGAGCAGUAUAUGCGGACGCAGCAAAAUUGGCUGAGUCUCAUUGGAAGGGACCAAAUGAGCUGGAGAGGAUAUUAUGUCCCAGUCAAGGGUGUUAUUGACGGAGACUUGUGCGAGAUGUUCAAGAAGCUGCCUGGGUUAAAGCAGCAGGGAAUUGCGGGGGGGUUGGAUCGUACGGUUGGCGAGGUGGUGAAGAAGUUGGAGCAGUUGAGGCUCAUGGCAAGUGAUAUAUAG
Molecule: messenger RNA, 3654 nt
Organism: Cyclocybe aegerita
Lineage: Eukaryota; Fungi; Basidiomycota; Agaricomycetes; Agaricales; Hemipholiotaceae
Source: the annotation of a GenBank genome assembly